AUGGCGAUCCCCCGCCUCCGCCCGUCCUCGUCCCGCCCCCACCACGCCCAGCCUCGCCCAGCCCCACUCAUUCCCACUCCUCUCUCUCCACCCGGGCCCGCACUGGUCCCGCGGAGAGCCCGUUCGCCCACCCUCGCUCCCGGUCCACCCACGAUCACGGACGCCCACGAAUGCACGGACACACUCAAGCUUCGCCUCUCGCUGGACACCAUCGGGGUGGAUUCCAGGUCACGGAAUUGGGGAUGGCUUGUGUGGAUAAUCCUCGUCUCCGUCUUGUCAAAUACCUUCGUCCUCAUCUACACCCUCGUAACAUGGCCAAAACCCCUCGUGUUUGACAACUGGACGUCAUUACACAACCACACACUCGUGAACGCCGCCGCCCUCGCGUUAGACGACCCAAUACACGCCUCGGGCAACGUCAUAGCCACCGGUUUCUACACCGACGAGUUCGCCACCGCCGUCGCCGCCCUCGGCGACUCGCUCUCCCGCCUCGACACCACCGCCCGGCUGCUGAUGCUCUACAUCCCCGCCCAGGUCUCCCCGCGCGGCCUCUGCAUCGCGCGCACCACCGGCUUCACCCCACACCCCGUCGCGCGCAUCCCGCCCCCGAACGACGGCAAGGGCGUCUUCCCCCACUUCCUCGACCAGUACACCAAGCUCCGCCUCUGGGAGCUCGACGCCCUCCGCGCCGACGCCGUCGUCUACCUCGACGCCGACACCCUCGCGCUCCGCAACUUCGACGAGCUCUUCGCGCUCCCGUACGACCUCGCCGCCGUCCCGGACGUGUACCCGGACCGCAAGGGGUUCAGCAUCCACUUCAACGCCGGCGUGCUCCUCCUCCGCCCGGACUCGGCGCGCUUCAGGGAGUUCGACGUCCUCCGGCUCCCGUACGCGUACAACGGGAACCUGGCGAUCAAGAAGCGCAGCAGGGCGCUCUGGGAGGGCAUCCGCGACGAGCUCCGGGUCGUGCACUACACGAUGGUCAAGCCGUUCACGCGGGACAACAAGAACUACGCGCUUGUGCCGAUGCGCGAGCUCGAGGCGAACGCGAGGCGGCGCGGGGCGGAGUUUGGGGGGCUGGAGGCGUGCAUGUUGCUGUCGGACAUACCGGGGACCAUGGGCGUGAGGACCCGGGUGGGUGGUGGUGUGUGCUCCUCUGCUUUGCGCUGCGCUCUCGAACGGCCCUCGUUGCACGUCGUACGCUAUGCUAUCCACUUGUAG
Messenger RNA from Epithele typhae, 1221 nucleotides. RefSeq names its product nucleotide-diphospho-sugar transferase. The transcript is spliced from 6 exons. Bases 1 to 1221 code for a protein of 406 amino acids. Gene Ontology annotation, molecular function: glycosyltransferase activity. Lineage: Eukaryota; Fungi; Basidiomycota; Agaricomycetes; Polyporales; Epitheliaceae. The record is from RefSeq and is a predicted model, not a curated record.